Messenger RNA from Neodiprion virginianus, 1390 nucleotides. RefSeq names its product pyridoxine/pyridoxamine 5'-phosphate oxidase. Gene Ontology annotation, molecular function: FMN binding; pyridoxamine phosphate oxidase activity. The coding region runs from base 123 to 1022 and encodes 299 amino acids. The transcript has 6 exons. NCBI's taxonomy places the organism in Eukaryota, Metazoa, Arthropoda, Insecta, Hymenoptera, Diprionidae. Gene Ontology annotation, biological process: pyridoxine biosynthetic process; pyridoxal 5'-phosphate biosynthetic process. The record is from RefSeq and is a predicted model, not a curated record.
GGCCAACGUGGGCAAAAGAAUACACCAGAAAUAGCGACACAAGUCGACUUGAGUCAGUAAAUGGAAGGACCCAUUAGUGAUGCACUUUCUUCCAAUAAAGCUCCGUGCUUGAAACUUUGACAAUGAGCUUCGGGAAUGUUACUAGACUUGUGCUCUUGCCUGCGCAAAAAGUUUUAGAACGCAACCCGGUGAGCUUCUGCCGUGGGUUCCUCUCUGGUUUCCCUGGUUUCCACAGUUCGAUUCGUUUGAUCAGCUGGAACGAAGGACGUCAUCGUCCGCAAUCCCGCAAUAUGUCAAAAAUGUCGGGUGCGAAUCAAAGAGUUCCGAUUUCUGUCGAUAUCGGAGAUAUGCGGAUCAAAUACAAAGACAAGAGCGAAACAUUCAGUGAAGAUGAUCUAAAGAGCAAAGAACCAUUUGGUCAGUUUCAAGCAUGGUUCGAUGAAGCACGUGUGACACCAGGAGUGCUGGAGCCAAAUGCCAUGUGCCUGGCGACUGCAACUAAAGAUGGGAUACCAUCAGCUAGAUAUGUUCUUCUCAAAGGUUUUGGCACAGAUGGAUUUAAAUUUUAUACUAACUACGAAAGCAGAAAGGGCCGCGAAUUGGAAGAAAAUCCAAACGCAGCUUUGACCUUUUACUGGGAGCCAACGAGGCGAUCAAUACGUAUCGAGGGAACUGUUGAAAAAACCUCUGCAGCUGACUCUGACGAGUAUUUUCAGAACCGACCUUUUCACAGCCAGCUAGGUGCACACGCUAGCAAGCAGAGCAGCGUUAUUGCUGGUAGAGAAACGCUGAUGGUGAAGGAAAGAGAACUAUUGGCCCAAAAUACUGAGGGACAAGUCAAGAGACCAGAGUGUUGGGGGGGGUUCAAAGUGAUUCCACGUUCCAUAGAGUUCUGGCAAGGUCAGAGUGAUCGUCUACAUGAUAGAAUAAGGUUCAGACGUAGAGAACCUCACGACAAACCAGACGGAAUUCUUCUUCAUGAAGGGGAAGAUGGUUGGGUCUAUGAAAGACUAUCCCCAUGAUGUCUCGAGAUAGGAAAUUUAAACAUAUCUCUGAUUCACGUGAAAGUUUAUUUUUGUACAUGACAACAAUCUUUAGCAAGUUUUCAAAUGUUAUUUUAUAUUGAAUGAAAACGACUUUCUUGACCUUGUUGAAUUGUUGUGUAAAUAUUAUUCUUGGAUAUAAAGGUCAUAAACAAAAAACAUUAUUUUUGUGUUAACGUUUCAGCCCGGAUGGCGGCCCUCAGAACAAUUUAUUUCAGAACAUCUGUCAUGAACAGUAAAAAUUUUUAUAAUGUACAACAGUUAGUUAUCACAAAAUUAUAUGUGAUAAGCAGGAUUGUUUGUGCUAAUAUAAAUAAGAGGGAUUACCUGAUGAUGAACUGGCACUU